CCAUCUUCUGGCCAGAACGAAUCAAUCAAAGCUCUCAUUCAUGGCUGCAAAAAUUCCAAGCAAUUAGGUAGGGCAAUUUUCACCUAAUUGUAAAGGGAUUCAGUUCCCUGACUAAAAUUUGCUACUAAUACUAACAAUCCCAGCUGAUCAUGUGGAGGUGCUGUUAUUACAUCGUGAACAUGGUACAUUACUGGAAGAAAGUAGAGGAACAUUACCUCUGCACAUAUCGAACUUAACCCAAUAGUGCAACAGAUGUAAACAUAUUUCUUGCACCUCUGUCACCUUUCCUCCUCAAUUAUUACAAAAUGUACACCCUCCACAACCAGUUAUAUGAAAACAUGAGUGCCUUUUCAUGGCUUUCAGAAAACUAUCAAAGCAUUGUACAAUAAAUUACUUUCAAGUGCAGGGAUCAUUAUGUAGUCACAUCUGGCAGCCAUUUUGCACACUCUAUAAGACCCUACAAAGAGCCAGAAGAUGAAUGAAUAGUAGAUCUGUGUUUGCUGGUGUUAGUUGUGGGAUGAAGUUUGCAGGAAAUAAACAAGGGAACUAAUUCUCUUUGGCUAUGCCAAACAUAUCUCAGCUAUUGGAAUAAGCAGAUGAGGCUUUGAUUCAUCAUCCAAUUUAAAGGAUGUCACGUCUGGAAUAAAGAAGGCCGCACCAUUGUUGCAGGCUUAUUAUGUGUUGAAAUACCUAUCUGAAACCAGAAUCCCAAUCCGCCAUCAACAGAUCAUGAAAACUCUGGAAUACCAUUGUAUCUUGUAAAAUUAAUGGUGGUUCCAUUUGCCUCAAGCAUAUAAUCAUCUGGUCAGUAAUAUUUUAGACACUUGUUGCAAGUUGGGAAUUUUCACAAGCUUCAGGAAUCCAGCAGGGACCCUAGAAUUCUGUAUUAGAAAUUAACGAAAAAACACUAUUGUUCUAAAAUAACUAUUGUAUGCUGAAGCAUUCUGGAGCCAUUAUACUAUUCUUUAAUAUAAAAUGCAGGGUGUCAGUUCAGAGCCAGGGAACCGUGAUUGCAAAUCCAUAAAUUCCUACAGACAAAAGUGUUAUGUUUGGCGUGGAAACCUGGUAGAGAUCAGACACUUUUUGUGCUGUGGGAGUGGGCGGGGGAGAUCGAUGGAGAUCUGACCUCAACACCCCGAACAAAGAGUCGUGAGGACGUUAAGGAAGGAUGUUCGAGUCUCGGCCUCGGCUAUAUGGGUCUUCAGACAAACAAAAAUCGAAGUGAUUUAGAAUGCUCUAAGUUUAUUUACAUACAUCCAGAUAGCAUGUAAUUUAUCAGGUUUUGAGAGGAGUCUUAGUUGUCAAUAAAUCACAAUUCACUGGCCAGUUUAUUUAUCGAUAUUUUACGCUGCAGAUAUGCCUGAAAGUAAAUAAUAUUUAACAAAUGUCACAUUUCUAUGAAAAUAAAUGAUUUUUGAGGCUGUCAGCGAGCCGUGGCUUUAAUUAUUGAAGGGAGCCGGCGCUGGUGCAUGGUGCAUGGUGCUCCCGCUGCGCCCCCUGUGGGCGCUGCCGUCAAACAAAGCGCUGCUGGCCGCUCCACUCACUCUCAGCCCAUUACUCAAGCGUGGUUUGCACAAGCGUGAAGCAUUUUGCAGCCAAAUUUACUUUAGCAAGCAAUUUGCACCAAAUUACAGCGGCACAAAGAACGCGGGGGGGGUUUGGUGCAGAGGAGAGAGAGUGAUCUCCCGAGAAACGCUUGUCACUCGGUCGAGGAGAGGUUCCUGCAACUGCUACCCCUUCUUGGUGGAGUAUUUGAGAAACUCAUUGCAACCUGAAUGGACGGGCAUGGGGGAACCAGGCUUUCACUACCCUGGGGCUGAGCGCCCGACCACAGCCUUCACCUUCUUGCUGCUUUUCAUUUCGACGUUUGCCAAUACAGGGCAUUGCCAGCAGCAGUAUCAGUGCAGGAUCCAGAAGUGCACGACUGACUUUGUGGCCCUCACGUCGCAUCUGAACGCCGCUCUUAAUGCUUUCGCUUCCGAGUUCUGCAUCGCCCUGCGGGCUUAUGCCCUGUGCACGGGGCGGACGGCCAAAGCCUGCAGAGGCAACCUGGCCUUCCACUCGGCAAUGCUGGGCAUCAGCGACCUGAUGAGCCAGAGGAACUGUUCCCGUGAAGGGCCCACGUCGAUCGCAGCCCAGGACCUGGUGCCCAUCAGUCACAACAUGGGCUUCUGCGACUACGACAACCGGGGCCACCGCGCUGCAGCGGGCAUCGAGCUCCAGGCUGCCCGCCGCCGCUACGUCUUCUGCAGCUUGUUUGGCGACCCGCAUCUCAGGACUUUCAGGGAUCACUUCCAGACUUGCAAAGUGGAAGGAGCCUGGCCCCUGAUUGACAACGACUACUUGUCAGUGCAAGUAACCAAUGUCCCUGUUGUGCAGGGAUCCAGCGCUACAGCUACCAAUAAGAUAACCAUUAUAUUCAAAACCUAUCAUGACUGUACAGAUCAAAAGGUUUACCAGGCAAUGACAGAUGAUCUUCCCGCAGCGUUCAUAGACGGUACAACAGUGGGGAAUGGUUGGAUGAAGACUCUGUGGAUAGUAGAGAAAGCCAAUGGGAAACAUGUGGAGGUGCACGCAAAAUAUAUAGGAAUGACUGUCAUUGUGCGGCAAGUGGGACGUUACUUAACAUUUGCAUUGAGGAUGCCUGAGGAAUUGGCACUGAAUGAAAAUGACAGCCAGGGACUACAGCUUUGCGCUCGUGGCUGCCCGAUGAAUGAACGCAUUGAUGAAGGUGGUCAUCUCCCUCUUCUGGCCAAUAGUCAAAACCAUCCACAUCUUCCCCAGGUCCAACCAAAAGGUGCUUACACAUUGGAAAGUGCAACGGCCAAAUGCCAUGAAAAAAUCCAAGUAAAGGAUGUCUAUUUUCAUUCCUGUGUUUUUGACCUUCUGACAACAGGUGAUGUAAACUUUACAGCAGCAGCAUACAGUGCCCUCCAAGACUUGGAGGCACUGCAUCCGAAGAGAGAGCUGUGGCAUAUUUUCCCCAGGGGCAGCAGUGUUGCCCAGAACAACAAUGUAUUAUUUAACAUUUAUGUUGGACUGUUUUCUUUUGUUGUGAUUGUGUUUUUGUAGGUUUUUUAGUUUAUAAAAAUAUUAAAUAUAUAUUGUUAUAAUAUAUUCAGAAAAGUAUAUAUGUAUAUACAGUAUAUAUGAUGGGAUGGCAAUCCCAAGCAAACAUAAGAUUGUACAUAUUGUGUCAUUUGAAUUUAUUUGUAGUAUGUACUUUUUGUUGAAAGUUAUUUUGCAAGUUUGUGAGUUGAUAUCCCUACUGAAGGGUCUGUUGUUACAAAGGGCACUUUAUGUUUUGACCAAUGCUUAAAAUGGCUACCGGUAAAUGUGUUCAGAGUUACAUGGCUGUCUCUCAAAUCAGAAAGUUUGAUAUUCAGCAUCAGAAGGAUUACUAGUUGUGCUUUUUGGUUUCAAAAUGGAUAACUGUUGUAUACGCGGUGAUUGUCUAAAUAUGUAAAUAGUUAACUUAUUUAUAAACAAAAUGUCCUGCUAGAAGAACAUAGAGCAGAUUCUGUGCUAAUUCUUAUGUUCACUCUGCUGUGUUAGUGAUGCCACCUAGUGGAUUGCACUUGAGUUACUUCAGUGUUCAGGUGACCAGUGAUACUAAACCUAAUUUGUGAACUAUAAAAAAGGUCUUAAAUGCUUUUUAUAUUGUGAUGUGUUAGUUAUCCCUCCCAACCACUGCCCCACCACCCAAAAUAAUACAAAACCAGUAUUGAAUUGAAAUUCAAAAUGAAAAUCUGUCAUGGACCUUUUAUUCCAAACUAGUCUAUGUUUCCUUAGGUAUUUCCACGAACGAUAUUUUCAAAUUUCAGCUGCUUCACAGCAAUGGACGCAUCCAGUUCUGAUAAAUCAUUACACUUGUUUGUCUUUUAAGAUUGGGCUGAUCAAGAUGUUGUUUCCAGGCUUUACACAGUCUGCGCUUAACUGUUUAGAGAAUCAUGAGCAGUAUGUGGUAGACUUCCUAGUGUCUCAUUCUUCACGGAUACUUUGAUUAUCUGAUACUGUGGAUGCAUUAUUCACCAAUAUGCUUCAAUUUUUGCAGCAAUUUCACCUGAUUCAUUAUUGCAUUGUUAGCAAACAGCGCAAUCAAAUUAUGGUAGAUUACCCUGUUGGUUUGUGGGAUUCACGAGCCAAUUCAUUUGGGAAUGGGAUCUUGCCAAGUGAAAAGCAACCACUUACAAAUUGGCAUCAUCAAAAUUUUAUAAACGGCAAAGUAAUUUUCUUGCAUAUGUCUAUGCAUGGUUUAAUAAAGCUUUUACUGAGAUGGAGCCAAUUAGAAUAGACAGUAGUCAAUAGGUGCAGGAGUAGGCCAUUUGGCCCUUCGAGCCAUUCAAUGUGAUCAUAGCUGAUCAUCCCCAAUCAGUACCCCGUUCCUGCCUUCUCCCCAUAUCCCCUGACUCCGCUAUUUUUAAGAGCCCUAUCUAGCUCUCUUGAAAGCAUCCAGAGAACCUGCCUCCACCGCCCUCUGAGGCAGAGAAUUCCACAGACUGGUACUAAAUACAUUAAUGGCUGCUGAAUUUUCCAGUGUGCACACUCCAACCACCAGGAUUUGCCAACCCUUGGCAUCUGAAAUGCAAAACGGAUUCUCAUGAUGAUGAAGGAAUCUCCUUGUCUUACUUUAGGAAAGUCUAGCCAAAUUAUUUUAAAGAGGUUCUCAUACACUGUGAUUAGUUCCUUUCAAAUCGAGACCAAUAAACACUUGAGCAAUGACCACACCAUAAAUAUAUGCUUGCAGGGCAAAGGUAUUGAUGGGGUUUAUACAAGUUAGAAAUUAAUUGUGUUUGUUUUGUGUAGCUGCUAACUGGCCUGCCGGAAACUGCACUAUUACUGAGCAUAUUUAUCACAUCAAAAAGAUGUAUUUUCUCUUCAGAACAAUAUAUAGAAAUAUAGACCAGAUGUCGGGUCAUUCUUGAGCCCCUUUUUUUGUGGUAAAAAGCUGGUGAUGCCAGUAAGGUUAGACCAGUUUCACAAAGUAUCUUAUGUACCACCUGCUUUUGUACUUGGCUUCCAUUCCUUUUUCAUCAAACUGCAAAGCGGAAAACCUGCAAGUUUGUGUAUUUAAAGUUGAUAUUGAAAUCAAACAUGCUGAUAAACAUGCAUUAAAAUUAUGUUAGGAAGUACAAA
Molecule: messenger RNA, 5136 nt
Organism: Leucoraja erinaceus (little skate)
Lineage: Eukaryota; Metazoa; Chordata; Chondrichthyes; Rajiformes; Rajidae
Gene: rgmb
Product: repulsive guidance molecule BMP co-receptor b
Exons: 4
Coding region: 1477-3072 (531 amino acids)
Biological process (GO): BMP signaling pathway
Cellular component (GO): plasma membrane
Molecular function (GO): coreceptor activity
Source: RefSeq, a predicted model, not a curated record